This is a messenger RNA of Exophiala dermatitidis NIH/UT8656, 1508 nucleotides long. RefSeq lists its product as uncharacterized. Gene Ontology annotation, biological process: phospholipid transport. Lineage: Eukaryota; Fungi; Ascomycota; Eurotiomycetes; Chaetothyriales; Herpotrichiellaceae. Bases 237 to 803 code for a protein of 188 amino acids. Gene Ontology annotation, cellular component: mitochondrial intermembrane space. The record is from RefSeq and is a predicted model, not a curated record. Gene Ontology annotation, molecular function: phosphatidic acid transfer activity. The transcript has a single exon.
AUUCACCUUUGCUUCCUCUACAUUGGAAAGUCACCUUCCAUCUUCACUCUCUUUUCUUUGUUUGUAAUCUCCCGGCGAAGGCUUCUCAUAGACAACGAAGGCCGCAAAUCGUGCUUUCCACCGCUAUUAGAUUUUUCAAAAGUACCUAGGUCAUCUCGCAUAGACACCUCAACUCCGAAUCUCGCAAACGUCCUGCCGUGUCCUCCUUGUCGAGGUUUACCCUUGGGUCCGCCACAAUGAAGAUCUUCGCGUCGUCAUACACCUUCGACUACUCUUGGGAAGAGGUCAGCACCAACAACUGGCGGAAAUACUGCCCUUGGAACGACAAGGCUUCUCACGUGCUCGCCGUUGACACGAUAUCCCGCCAUGUCGACGCCGACACCGGUAUCCUCCGCACCGAACGUCUCAUUACCUGCAAGCAGAACGCACCGCAAUGGAUUCUGACAAUCCUUGGAGGUGACACGACCAGCUAUGUGUACGAGGUCUCUUACGUCGAUCCUAAGGCGAAAAAGGUCACCAUGUGCAGCACCAACAUGACAUGGUCCAACCUGUUGGAGUGCCGAGAAACCGUGGUAUACCAACCUGCGUCGCACGAGCCACAUGCGAAGACCGAAUUCAAGCAGGAGGCCAAGAUUGUGGCCAUGUGCGGUGGGUGGCAAAAGAUCCGUACCAAGAUCGAAGAAGCGAGCAUAGAGCGGUUCCGAGAAAACGCAGCCCGUGGACGAGAGGGCUUCGAAAUGGUGCUGGAAAUGUCUCGGAGGGCAUUCGGUGAAGAGCGAGAGAAGAUGAAGAUGGCACAAUAGGUAGCCGUACACACGGCGUGCCUUAUUUCCCUUUACGUUUGUCACUUAUUCCGGCAUGCGGCAUCACGUCGAUUCCUGACGCAUUUCACGAUAUACACGGUUAUGGAUUAGCGACAACUUAGACCGGCGCUUUAGACGACGGCAACGCCAUUGAUUAGACUUCUGCGCCUGCACAGGUCUUGGUGGGCGUUGGCAUGGCAAAAAGAAUGGGACUUCGAGCGGUUUGUAUAUUCAGCGCGGCGUUUGGGCAAGGCUUUAUUUGAUUGCGGGCAUGUUUCACCAUCAGCGUGGCGUAUCUAUUUGAAAGCAUUGAAGAUCAAGACGAUAGACGGCUCUAGAUGGGGCUUGGGAAGAGAACAAAGAACUUAUCAACCUCAUGGUUUGUGGUAUAAGAUAAUCUUUACUCCCUGAACAAGUGCAUUCAUUACAGAAUUCAUUUCAAUGCAAGUUUUCCUGUGCGUUUUGCCUUUUCUGGCCGGCCACAAACACCGAAUGAGUUUGCAACAUUGUGAUUUCUCAUGGUCUCUUUUAUGGGGAUGUUGCGGUAGAAUCAAGUUGCAGUAGUGGAGGUGAGAGUCAGGAAUGUGGAAUGCAUACUGGCGCAGUCCUGCCGUCAGCGUAUCUUGUGCUGCAGGCCACUCUUGAUUGCGCAUUCUCUAACAGCUGUUUCUGAGGCAGUAAAUCCAUGGCUCUCAAAAGAAGUGC